CGGUCUUUUUACAUUGAUUCUCACCUAAGCGUUUAAAAGGGGAUACUUAAGGUAAAGACGACGAUUGACUGUCGCGCAACAUCUCACCAUUUCGCUCGUCAGGCACGGGGUUAGUGACUAAUCCAACCCCUACUCAUCUUCGCCGGUUACCAACGAAACCCGCAUUCCGGACUCCAUAUGGCUCCUUGAGGAGCUAGCCCUUCUUUCCGAUUUUGCGCCUGCGACAAUUCUCCUUUUUUUGAGCUCCCCUGUUACCCAUCACAAUGGUCGGAACGCCCCGCAGAACCGGUUGCGACACUUGCCGAAUCCGGAAGAAAAAGUGCGGAGAGGAAUAUCCCGAAUGCAAGGCCUGCGUCUCCGCUAAAUUCCCAUGUCCCGGGUACGCCAAAAACUGGAAAUUCGUGCCGCAGAACGAACGCCUUGCUUCGAUGUAUAAGCCACAUCUCCACGGCUCCAAGAGGAGGAGAACUGGUGCAGUAGCUGUUACCUGGUGGUCUGUGGAAAAGGACCCAUAUGCCGUUGCCGAUUUGUCCAAAGAUAAUGGAUUCCAGCAUUACUUUCAACCGGGGAUAUGCAUCUUCGGACCAUCAGGCCACGAGAGAACCGCGUAUCUCCUUGGGUCCCUUCUGCAUGAUUGUACGGCUAGAAUAGCGGUGCCGCUCGUUGCUCAGGGCUCGUUCUAUGAGGAGUUACCUAGACGUUUGGGUAGAAAUCCAGCGCUGGAUGCCUCGGUGGCGUGCCUCUGCCAUAUCUGGCUGGACGUUGCGAUGAAGCGCAACACCGAUUCCAAAGCUGUGGCCUUGUAUGUGGGAGGCUUGAAGGCACUUGCAACUUGCUUGGAUGAUGCCCGGACCCAGUACGAGUCGGAGACGAUAUGCGCGUCCAUCAUCUUGCAGAUGUGCGAGCUUGCGUUGAACGCAGACAACGGACGCUGGGCCAAUCUCACCAGGGGUACAAAGCUGUUGAUUCAGAACUGUGGGCCCGACCGAUUUACAAGUCCCUUUGAGCAUUCCAUGCUCGAUUCACAACGAGCAUAUUUUAUAUGCCACGACAUGAACGACAGCCAACACUGCUUCCUCUCCCAACCCGAAUGGCGGCAGGUAUUCUCCGACACGCCGACCUUUCCUACAGAACGAGCCAGCUUCUCCCUACGGUCAGCAGCCUGCGACUUAUUCGUCGACGUCCCCGAAAUCCUUUUCCAGGGAACUAGGCUGCGAGACGAGGAGAGAGAGGGGCCCGAAUCUCGUUUACAACUCCUCCAUCAAGCAACUACCAUGCACGACGCUAUAGAAGCGUGGUACCAUGAGAACCUUCUGCCGCUCAUAUCGUCUGAUCCCUCGAUACCGAACGAAGCGCAGAAUGCGUCUCAGCGCCGAUACGACGACAUUCUGAUGGCGGUGUUGGAUUCCAUCUCCAACACUGUGCUCGUCAGCCUGCGUCUCUUGAUGGCGUGCUUGAUGUCCGAUUUACCUGCUGGCUAUCCUGGCAGACCGGAUAUACCCGUUCCUCGCCUGAGUAUGGCGGAGCGCUUGGUUGUUUCUCAGUCCGCGCUGGCGCAUGUCCAGAGGCACUCGCAGCUGGCGUCGAAACCGUUGGAGUUUAGUCUGAAUUUGAUACGGUCUUAUACGAAUGGGGCGUGGGCGGGUGGUAUAUGAGGAUGGAGGGAUGAUGGGCUUCAUUGCUUUUGGGAGUUAUGUGAGGGGAAGGGAAGGGGGAACGGUCGUCUCAUCUCUAGAACAAAUGGCAGUGGGCUAGUGCUGGACCGGCACAUAAAUAGAAUAUCACCCCAAGUCUAGCAUUUCAGACGAGUAACGGGAAGGAAAAGCUCGCUGCUGGUAAAAACACGGUGUACGAGGACGAGCACCAAGGCAGGCUACGCUUCUUAAUACAGUCUUAUUCGAAUGGCCUUGUGGUAUAUGAGAAUGGAUGGACGGUGAAUUCCGUUGCCUCUGGGGGCUAUGUAUAGUAGACGGGAACGGGAAGGGGGGUGAUGUUCAUCUCAUCUCUGGCACGGAUGGCAGUGGAUUGGUGCUGGACCUCGCAUAUGGAUAGAAUGGG
Westerdykella ornata is the source of this 2058-nucleotide messenger RNA. RefSeq lists its product as uncharacterized. Gene Ontology annotation, molecular function: zinc ion binding; DNA-binding transcription factor activity, RNA polymerase II-specific. The coding region runs from base 264 to 1655 and encodes 463 amino acids. The record is from RefSeq and is a predicted model, not a curated record. NCBI's taxonomy places the organism in Eukaryota, Fungi, Ascomycota, Dothideomycetes, Pleosporales, Sporormiaceae. Gene Ontology annotation, biological process: regulation of DNA-templated transcription. The transcript has 4 exons.